Naegleria fowleri is the source of this 822-nucleotide messenger RNA. RefSeq lists its product as uncharacterized. The coding region runs from base 1 to 822 and encodes 273 amino acids. The transcript has a single exon. The record is from RefSeq and is a predicted model, not a curated record. Lineage: Eukaryota; Heterolobosea; Eutetramitea; Acrasida; Naegleriidae.
AUGUCAAUUAUCAAUUCUAACAUUACUCUCCACAACAAAAGACUCAAGAAAAUUAACAGAUGGUUCAAACAAAUAUUCCUAGAAAUUAAUCCAUCCAAAUCAGUUACAACUUCACUCCCUAAACCAAAUGAGGCCUUGAUUAACAAUACCAAAAUUCCAAACCAAGACAACCAAAGAAUCCUCGGAGGAUAUCUUUUUGAAUCUAAAUUAUUUAAGGAAGAACUAGAAAAAAGGAAACAUAAGAUGAUGAAUAUCCUUAACAUCCUCCCAAUUAAUCUGAUUCAACCAUAUAAUCUCAAACAAGUAGUCACAUCUAAAACCUUAUCCCAAAUUACACACCUUGCACGCAGUAAUUCAAUAAGCCAAUCCCAAAUAGAAUCAUUCGACUCUUCAAUCAGAAACCAAAUCAAAAGAAAACUAAAUAUUGAUGCAAGAACACCUAAAGAAUGCCUAUACUUACCAAACUACCAAGGAGGAAUGGGUAUUCCAUGCCUUGAAAUGAUGACUGAUAUCAUAACCCUAAAAUCAUUAAUUAAUAUCUCAUGUCACAAUUACCAACUCAUGCAAGAAGCGGUAAAUGAUGCUAUCACAUCAACAUUCAACACCAAAAAAUCCAAAAACCUAAAUAUAUUUGAAAACUUCCACCACAUAGCAAGGAAGUAUGAACUUAAAGUUGAUAACUGCAACUACAUACCUCAACUUGUAAAUGAAGAAUCACUAAAAUACCAUAAGAAAUGUAAAAACUUUGAAGUAUGGACUGAUGGAUCUAAAACUGAACAAGGAACUGGAUUUGGUAUUAUUUUACAAAAAUAUAACAACUAG